Anneissia japonica is the source of this 4325-nucleotide messenger RNA. Its product is annotated as bone morphogenetic protein 2-like. Gene Ontology annotation, biological process: SMAD protein signal transduction; BMP signaling pathway. Gene Ontology annotation, cellular component: extracellular region. Lineage: Eukaryota; Metazoa; Echinodermata; Crinoidea; Comatulida; Comatulidae. Bases 768 to 1988 code for a protein of 406 amino acids. The transcript has 2 exons. The record is from RefSeq and is a predicted model, not a curated record. Gene Ontology annotation, molecular function: cytokine activity; growth factor activity.
GUUCGGGGUUCCAAUUUCAGCGCUACAUUCCAAAGUGAAGAUGGAUGACUCUAAUUAGAAAUAAUUAUGAUUCUCUGUUUAUUUACGGGAACAAUUUAGCUUUGCUGUCUGUGUGAUGGGAGUUCCCGGCUCCAUAGCGUCUAUGCUAUCAUCUCGAGGCUAACACAAACUGUGGAAUCCGCUUUCGCAAAUACUGACGCACGCUUAAGAUGCUUCUGAUUGGUCCAACCGUUCGUGUGGGAAAUUACAUUUUCCCUCACUAUCAAUCAUAAAAGUAAAGAUUUUGAAAUUUGAAGUUGAAAUAUUUGGGUCAUAAAGGAAAUAGUAAUGAGCAGUAAUAAGAUUCGAUGUCCUGCGCUUCAAUUUUUAUGACUCAUUAAUGAAGUUUUGGCUCGUGUUUCCAAACAAUUUACUUUAUAUAUUUUUUUUUACAACGGGCUAUUCAUUUCGUUUAAUCGUGUAUUACCAUAUUUGUUUGUAUCACAAUCACCGUUUACCCGGCUACUGAUACGCUGCUUAAGUUAAGUAAUAUCAAAUGGAAUACAGGACAAUAGAGAUCGCCAUGACAUCUUCGCUAAUGUAUUCGGUUAAUUUAAACUGAGCCCAACACCUUUUAAUAAGACAUUGUUAUAGAUAACAACAGAUAUCUCCUGACGUAAUUGCGUUGAUGGGACAGAGUGUUGGUUGGAGCGUUGGAGGCUAGGCGCGCAUAGCACGCUGUCGUCAUGGGCUGAGCCAGCAAAGCGUUUAACGUGUCGUGUUGUUUUAUGUUUUCAGAAAUCAUCAUGGUCAAUAUUUCUACUUCCUUUGUGACAACAAUUUGGCUGUUAAUUCUCUGUUAUGACGCCUGUCGGGCACAAGGAAUGUUGAGCGGAACGAUACAGGCGGUAGCCGAAAGGAGGGGCCUCAGUCGAGAAGAAGUUGUGAAAGCCUUUGAAAAUAACUUACUGAAUAUGUUUGGACUGAAAGAGCGACCUAAACCAAAAAAGGAUAUUGUUAUUCCACAAUAUAUGAUGGACUUAUACAAAAAGCAAAAAGAAAAUGAAGACGGUGUCAGGAUGCACUUUAAAGUGAAAGGUAUCACUACCAGUUCUGCGAAUACAGUACGAAGUUUCCACCACGAAGAAGAUACCGUAAGUAACGACCAGACAACGAGGGACCACCAUGGGCAUCAUAUCCAUUUUAAUGUUUCAACGAUACCGGACCAUGAGGUGGUCACUGCAGCAGAAUUAAGGAUAUUCAGAAAAGCGAAUCAUUCAAUACACAAGCGGGACAUUGACCAUCAAAGUGAAAAACAGAGGAUAAAUAUCUAUGAAAUAUUGAAACCAGUUGCGAAAAAUAGAGACGUUAUUAAACGCUUAAUUGAUACAAAAGUAGUAGAUUCUCAUGAAACUAAUUGGGAAACGUUUGACGUUAAACCGGCAGUUCAGAGAUGGAGAGUACUGCCGGAGGAGAAUUAUGGAUUAUUGCUUGAGACAAUUGGCAAAGAUGGUAGACCAGCUACACAGAGGCAUGUCCGAAUGUCAAGAAGUACACACCAGGACGAAAGUAUGGACUUAGAUGAUUGGGAUCAAGAGCGGCCUAUUAUUGUAACGUACACGGACGAUGGACGAAGCAAGCGCGCGAGUGGGAAUAAUGGCAACCGUAAAAAGAAAGAGCGGAAACUAAAAAGGCCAAGUUGUCAGAAACAUGAACUAUAUGUUGAUUUUAGUGAUGUUGGAUGGAACGAUUGGAUUGUCGCGCCGCCCGGCUACGAGGCUUAUUACUGCCAUGGAGAAUGUCCUUUUCCGAUUUCAGAGCAUUUGAACGCAACGAAUCAUGCGAUUGUACAGACUUUAGUGAACUCAGUCAACCCACAGCUUGUACCCAAAGCAUGUUGUGUUCCGACAGAUUUAAGUAGCAUUAGUAUUCUUUAUUUGGAUGAAAAUGGUAAGGUCGUGUUAAAAGUUUAUAAAGAAAUGGUAGUGGAAGGCUGUGGGUGUCGCUGAAACUUUAUUAUUUCACUUGCUUUUUAAAUAGGCUAGUCGAACGAUGUGCAAUUGCCCGAUAGUGGGUUGAAGAAGCCCUCCUCUGUACCCCAGGUAAUUUUGAUAGAUUACUUAUUGACCGGAGGAGGAGGGACAGCGUCACAUUCAGAGGUUUGGUUUCAAGAGCGGUUCAUAGCUUGUAGACGUUUGAGUACCUAUGUACCGCAGAUUGUCACCAAGCGCAUACUUAUUUUUCGAGACAUCGCCGGCCUCAGAGAGCUAUGAGAUGCAUCUGGGUAUACGCAACACCAACCUGGUUGUUGGAAAAAUAGCAAAAAUGGAUAGAAUAUUAAGAAUACUUAAGGUAUGCUUUUUUUGUAAUAUCCAUUGCACAAUAGAAUUUACCACACUUGAGUGAAGAGAAGGGAUUAAAUCUAUUUAACAGCACGUCUAGGCUAUAGAAUGUAUCUUGUGGAAGCAGAAGUGUGUUCCGAUGGAUAAGGAGGUCAGCUGACAUAUAUGAUCUUAUAAAAACGUGUCUAUAACAUAUAUGGCUGAAACCUGACACGAUAUCAUAAUAAAUAUAUAUUAUUUAAUUUGAACAUGUACAAAGUUUGUAAAGAAUUUUUAAAUAAGUUUUCAUAUAUAACGUAGCCGCUAGGCCUAUAAUCUUAUUUUUGUACUUAAUAUUAAAUGUAGUGUUUACGAUGUCAAUUUUUAAAUUUAGUCUAAUAAAUUCUGUGUACUCUGCAUUCUGUUAAGCCAAAUAAAAAUAAUACAUGUUUUCCGUCCCGGGCUCUUUUCUAUUUCUGGGCAACUUUCGGAUGUGGGUGCGUUGGUCAUAAGAGAUCUCGACAAAAAAACAUGUUAUUUUUAUUUGGCCAGAGCAACUUUGAAAUAAGCUUUAAUGAUAAGACGAUUGAAUUAUGAAGAGAUUGAAAAAGUCGUCAAAUAUUUUUCUUAUUUAACUUGACGUAUUUAUAAACUGAAAGUUGGUGUGCUAUAUAGGCCCAUGCCUAAUCGAUGACAGGCUGCCCUUGGGUAACAAAAGUAUGGUAGGCCUAAAGCCUACUGCCUGAUACAGGAAAUAUUCAUACGGGGUAAUCGUAUAGUUGUAUAUCAUACAAUGUAGGCAUGUUCGGCCACCUUCUAUCGUCGUAUUAUUCGGUGUGAGAUUUAUACAAUAACUGUCGUUCACAACGUGCACUGGUAGAAUUAUACUUUUGUAUUACGUAUUCAUCUGUAGACUGGAUUAGCAUCGACAUGGGAAUGUAACUGCUAGGUCAUUUGCUAACGUCUCAGUCUGCUAUUCCGCUUUAAAUCUACAGUUCAACUUUUAUUUUACCAGAAAUUGACGAAACACCUGUUUCGUUUUUUUUUUCGGAAAGUGAAAGAUUUAAGGAUAUUGUUGCAAUCUUCAUGUUUCUUCAUUCUUAUGCACUGACCUCGUGAGUUAGCCACCGUUUUAAUAUGUCAUUGUCCUAUAUUUUGAACCAUAUGUUUGGCUUACUUCCCAGAUCACGUACGACCCAAACGAUCCAGGGAUAAAGUUCUUUCCAGUACCAACUCCCCUACAUCUGUCUUUCAUCUAAAACGAUAUAUCCUCUAUCCACUUUAAAUGAUCUGUUAUAUACGCUUGGCCUUUUAAUAAAUAGUCAUAGUACUACAAUGAAAACUGUAGUUAACUACAGUACAGGGUACUUAAAACCAACAACUCAACUUGCAUAAUUAUUUAGGAUUGAUGUUAAUGGUCCAUCGAUUCCAGCGUACAUUAUGUAGUAUAUAUAUUUUUUACGAAGUCCGUCCAACGAAAAAUUGUAAAAAGAUGAUGAGAAAGGCAGUGUGAAUUGCAUGAAAUUUAGAUGAGUUCAUCAUGAAUGUUAUACUCAGCUUGUUAACGAUAUUGUUACCAACCUGCUUUUUCUACCAGUUUUAAUUUGAUGAUAAGACAGUCUUCGGUAACGUUUUAGGUGGAGACUUACUGAUUCAGUUUUAAUAAGUAUAUCCACUGAAUCAGAGUGUAUCUUACCACGUUGAGUUUGGAUUUGGGGUGGUAAAAUGAUGAAGUUGUGUAAGAUUUCAGGAGAAUCUCAGGGGCGUUUUUUAUGUAAUUGCCAAAGUUUAAAGAGAUAACAUAAACGCUUUAAGCCGUCCAGAAUAGUAGAUGUUUACCUUGGAUUCUCCAAAAUUACAAAGUAUUAUUAUUAUUGUUAUUCUAUGUCACAUGUUAAGAUACAGUUGGGGCAUAGGUCUACAUGGUGGAAUAUAACUUACGCCAAAUGUCGACAAUUGUUUUCAUGACGCUGUUCCGUCUGUUAUAAGUAUAAAAUAAAAUAUUAAAACUGAACAGAGAUUUGA